GCCUUAUGUUUAUUUCCCACAAUUUACUAAUCGGUAAACUGCAUAUUAAAACGUGGGAGAUUUCUCCAAUUAAUACCAGAUUUAUUAAUUAAAUAUACAAGUGGUUUAAAUCGCCCAUCUUACCUUAUCCACGAUGGAUGUUGACGCAAACAACCUGACAUAAAGAACGUCUAGGCCAUGUGUUACGGACAAGUCGCAGUGAAAACAUAACAGCAUAGUGAUCAACAUCGCGAUGGAAGUGAAACUAGACAUGCAAGUUAAACUAGAGAAACUCUUUGGAGUAAUGUGGGCGUUCAGUAUGGCAGUGCUGGCGCCGGUGCUGGCCCAGUUUCCCAUGCAGACCGGGAUGGAUUGCGGCUACCAGAUGAUUCCAUGCGCCAACGGAUACACGAUCAACGCUCAUGGAUGCAGAGUGUGCGCAACGUCUGGUUCCGGGCCUCUCAAUGGACCGGCAGGACCUUCCGGUAUGAAUAUGCAUCCCGGGGGUGACCCAUUGCACCAGGGCGGGGCCUCCUUGACCAUUGGUUCUAUGACAAACGCGCAGACCUACUCGAACAGUUUCAUAACGGCGUGUGUGGUAGGAACGGUAUGCGACCUUCAUUGUGACAGCGGCUACCUCAACGGACCAAUGAACUCUUGCCAGUUCUGUAUCUGCGCGCCUAGCAACGCAGCCACGUACAAGAAUCCCUGUUCGGGAUCACCCACCACAUGUGACCUGGUUUGCAAAGAAGGUCACGCUAAGGGCCCGGGAGACUGUGAAUACUGCCUGUGCACCAAUACCUCCCAGUCCGACGGUUCGACUGCCGCGCCCGCUGUCACUGGGCAACCGAGCGUCUCGGAGGAAGAGUGCAUCAUGAAGAUCACCAAUUGUCAGCUGCUGCACCCCUUCGGUUUCAUGACGGACGACACAUGCGACAUGUGUAUAGACAAGGACGAAAUAUAUGCGGCAUCGUUCAUCCCGCUCGAGAGGCAGCCCCAGGUUCGGCUUGUGAAUCCGUGCAUUCAGGGCUUCGAUAUCUGCAUGAUCUUCUGUACUUCUGGGUACCGCACAGGGCCCCGCAACUGCCAGUACUGCGCAUGUAACAACUGAUCUGGAACAUCCGGUGACUUGCAAACAGCGGCCCUGGCACCUGGACACUCAUGUUGCACUAAUUGAUUGUGGACUCGAACGAACACUCUUGGUGGCCGUUAAUUUUACACUAUAAAAUCAACAUUUCUGUACAUUUUACAAAUAAACCGAUCUGACAUAG
Molecule: messenger RNA, 1250 nt
Organism: Dreissena polymorpha
Lineage: Eukaryota; Metazoa; Mollusca; Bivalvia; Myida; Dreissenidae
Product: protein disulfide isomerase CRELD2-like
Exons: 6
Coding region: 233-1090 (285 amino acids)
Source: RefSeq, a predicted model, not a curated record